This is a messenger RNA of Rhopalosiphum padi (bird cherry-oat aphid), 737 nucleotides long. RefSeq lists its product as uncharacterized. The coding region runs from base 153 to 530 and encodes 125 amino acids. The transcript has a single exon. The record is from RefSeq and is a predicted model, not a curated record. Gene Ontology annotation, molecular function: protein dimerization activity. Lineage: Eukaryota; Metazoa; Arthropoda; Insecta; Hemiptera; Aphididae.
AAAAAAGGUUUGCUUAUUUAUUUGAUUUGUCAUUGCCCAAAAGUAAAAGUUUUGUCAUCGCUUCGAUAAGUCAUCCCAAAUUUAAAUUAAGUUGGAUUCCUGUUCGAUACAUUGAUUCGUGUAAACAACUUUUUUUGACUGAGUGCAAUGAAAUGUAUACUAAUAUCAGUGAUAUCCAAAAAAAAACUGCCGUAGCUAGUGGUGAUGAUGACAGUGAUAAUAGUGAUCAGGAAUAUUACUCAUGUUUGCACGAACACACCAAUAAUGGAUCCUCUGCUAAUGAUUCAAGAAUUACAAACUUUUCUUGUGUACAGGCUUUGACAUUCUUAAAUUCUCCAAAAAAAGAAAUUAGUGUAUUAGAAGAUUAUCCCAUAGUUAAACAAGUGUUCUUAAAAUACAACACAACUAUUCCGUCUUCAGCUCCAGUCGAACGACUUUUUAGUGAAGCAAUCCAAGUAUUAACACACAGGAGAAACCGUCUAGGAGAUAAGACAUUUGAGAUGUUACUAUGUUGUAAGUCAAAAAAUUAAGCCUGUAUCAUUAUAAUUUAUUUGUUCAACAAUUAAAAUAUUGUUAUUAUUUAUAUUUACAAGUCUGUAUGUUAUUUUAAUUAUUUAUGUUGUAUUAUAUAAGUAAUAUUUUCAAAAGGAUCAAAAGAUUUGCUCAAUUUUUUUUAUACUUAUUUUAAUGUCUUUUAAUAUUGAUAUUUUAGUUUUUGGUUUGAAUAUUAUAUAAAA